This is a messenger RNA of Manihot esculenta (cassava), 1637 nucleotides long. Its product is annotated as pre-mRNA-splicing factor syf2. Lineage: Eukaryota; Viridiplantae; Streptophyta; Magnoliopsida; Malpighiales; Euphorbiaceae. The record is from RefSeq and is a predicted model, not a curated record. The coding region runs from base 457 to 1377 and encodes 306 amino acids. Gene Ontology annotation, cellular component: post-mRNA release spliceosomal complex; catalytic step 2 spliceosome; Prp19 complex. The transcript is spliced from 8 exons.
AUAAGCCCAAACAACUGUUUGAAGGAGAAAAUAUGCGAUAGGAGUAUUGAAAAUCCCUAAUCCAAUUCUCUGAUAUUUUUUCCCCUUCAACUUAGAGAGACGCUAAAUCCUGGAGAAACCAAUCUCUUUCACAGGGUUGGUUUUGAUUUUGUGAAUGUUAACGUCUCUUUGGUUGCUUAGAAACUGCUGGAACAUCAAAUUUGUCACUCCGCAAUCUGAAUUUUGGAGUUCAUUAGCUUCUGAAGUAUAUUUUUUUUUCUAUGGUUGCUUUUUAUUUUGUUAAUAUUAACGUUUGUUUGGUUGCAAAAAAAAUUGCUGGAACGUCAAAUUCAUUGAUCGUGAAGCAACGAUCCCCGCACUCCCCAUGGUUAUUGAUUUCUUAUGAACUUUUCCAAUUGAAGCUAGAAGUUUAAUUAUUGGAGACAGAAGUUUAGAAGAAGGUCAAAUCAGUAGAAGAUGGCUGGAGAAAGGAGAGUGCACCCAGAUUGUAUAAAUGCAUCUAAUCCUUACCAUGAGUGUGUUGAAUAUUGCUUCAGUAAAAUUGCUGAAGCUAAGGCGCAAAUGAGUAAAACAGAAACAGAAGUUGUGCAAGAUAAACGUGGAAAUUAUGAGUCCACUGCACUUGCUUCUGAGCAAGAUGAGGAGGAAAAAUCAGUUUUUGAAGAAAAGUCUGAUGAUGACGACAAUCACCCAGUCCAGGAAAAUGUGGAAGGAGAUGGUACACAACUUACAGGGAGGCAGAAAAAAUUGUUUGAGUUGAGGCUGAAGAUGAAUGAGGCUAGAAAAGCCAAUCAAACAGCUAUGGUAGCUGAAAAGAAAAAAAUGGAAGCUGUGCCAGAAUCAAGGGGUAUUUCUAAACAAAAAUGGCUUGAAGAUAGGAAGAAAAAAAUUGGAAAACUUCUAGAUGCAAAUGGUUUGGAUAUGAAAGAAGCAUAUAUGCUAGAUACACAAGAGGCAGCUGAGGCAAAAUAUAAAAAGUGGGAAAAAGAUCCUGCUCCAUUUGGUUGGGAUGUUUUCAAUCAGAAGACAUUGUAUGAUGCAUAUAAAAAGCGGUCAAAGAACGUCGAGGUUGAUCUAGAGGAUUAUAACAAAAUUAAAGAAGCUGAUCCUGAGUUCUACCGUGAAGCUUCAAGUCUCCAAUAUGGAAAGGCACCUAAGUUAUCUGAGGACAAGGUUGAGAGGAUGGUGAAGGAACUCAAGGACCAGGAGGAGAAACGCAAGUCAUUUAGCCGAAGGAGAAGGUUUCGUGAAGAGAAGGAUAUUGACUCGAUUAAUGACCGUAAUGAGCAUUUCAAUAAGAAGAUUGAACGAGCAUUUGGUAAAUACACGCUGGAGAUUAAGAACAAUCUUGAGCGAGGAACUGCUUUGCCUGACUAAGCAUCAUGUUUGUACAAACUGACUGUAAAAUCCGAGGGUGGAAACCCGCAGUAAGUGGGCAUCUUUGCUCGAGCAUCAUCAAGCACGGAUAUGGUGAAAUUCACUUCCGGAUGCAAUAUAAUUUUUUUUCUUUUAAUUUGGCCGUCUUUUGAGAACUGUACAAGUGGAAGAUAUUGUUGUUAAGGUUUUAACUCACACAAGCAACUAAACUCUAGUGUAAUUUGAUUGGCUUUGUAUGUUUAGCAGGAAGUUUUUACCUA